GGGAAGUCGGGUAGCUACUGGGUCUGUUGCAGUUCUGCUGACAUUCACAAAUUGUCUGAUUUUAAAACUAAUUGUUUCUUCGUUUUAGCUGCCGGCUUCUUUGGUAAGGUGAUGAGUGUCAUUUCAGUCCAGUCUGUGAAAAUGGUGACAGCCAUCGUGUUGCUGAGCGUCUUCUUAGUUUCAGGUGCUUUGGCUGAUUGUCCUGAAGGGUCAGCCCUCUUCAUUACUGCACCAAAGCAGAUGGAAGCACUGAUUGGAUCUUGUCUGCAAAUCCCAUGUAACUUUAGUGGUAACAAUAGCGCUCUACAGACAUUUGACGGUACAAGAACAACCUUCGGAGUUUGGAUUAAAAGUGACAAACAUUUUUCAGACAAGUCACAAAAUGUGAUUUUCAACAGUAGCGGGAUGGAUAAUAUCUAUCCAAUGAGUCUUACUGGAGACCUGAGUCAGAAUAACUGCACCACUUUAUUUUCCAGUUUAAUCACAAGUUACACAGACUGGUACUUCUUCAGAAUUGAGAACAGACCAUUCAGGGCAACAGCUUCUUGUGAUCCUCUUCAAAUAACAGUCAAAGAUUCUCCUCCGAGGCCCAGCAUUGAGAUCUCAGGUGAUCUGAAGGAGAAGCAGUCGGUCACUAUAACCUGUUCAGCUUUCACUCCCUGUCCACACUCCCCUCCUGAACUCACCUGGACUCUCCAACAAGACCCUCACAACAAAAUAGAGGAAAACACAGAUCGAACCUUCACAACUAAAAUCCAGAAGACCUUCACUCUGUCAGACGAACAUGAUGGAUUCAUCAUCACCUGUUCAGCCAGAUAUCCUGUAAAUGAAGGAAAAGACGUCAAGACAGCAGAGGAGAGAACGAAGCUCAAUGUUUCAUAUGCUCCGAAGAACACCUCAGUGUCCAUCAGUCCAUCAGGUUUGGUGUCAGCAGGUAGUCUGGUGAACCUGACCUGCUCCAGCAGAGCCAAUCCUCCCGUCAACUUCACCUGGUUCAAGACCAGCAAAGACGGACCUGUCAGUGUAUCUGAAGGAGAUUUUUACAGCUUCAAGGUGACCUCUGUGACAGAUAUAGAAGAUCAUUACUGUGUGGCCACAAAUGAUCUCGGUAAUCAGAUGUCACCACGGAUUAAUAAUGCAGGUAAAUGUAGAACUGAACUGAAUCUGUUUAAUUUAAUUUAAUCUGCUCUCCUC
Molecule: messenger RNA, 1194 nt
Organism: Sebastes umbrosus (honeycomb rockfish)
Lineage: Eukaryota; Metazoa; Chordata; Actinopteri; Perciformes; Sebastidae
Product: vascular cell adhesion protein 1-like
Exons: 5
Coding region: 112-1182 (356 amino acids)
Source: RefSeq, a predicted model, not a curated record